UCCGCACAGUCGCGCCCUAGGUGGACGUGCUCUAGGGUGUCCGUGACAGAGUGAUAGUGUACCUCUAUGUGUGUCUCGGGCUGAGCAUUUCUGAUCUCAGAUGGCCCUGAAGAUAUAAUGAUGUGUGAUCAAGAACGGAUAAGACUUGUGAUCCUGGGUGGCGCGGGAGUGGGAAAGAGCUGUAUUGUUAAAAGGUUCCUGUUCAACCAGUAUUCUGACAAAUACAAGAGUACUGUGGAGGAUCUCUACAACAGAGAGUUUGACCUUGGUCCUGUUACUAUCAAGGUGGACAUACUUGACACAUGUGGCGACAUACAGUUCCCGGCCAUGCGUCGACUCAGCAUUGCUACGGCACAUGCGUUCCUCUUUGUCUACUCCAUCACCUCUUCAGAGUCGUACGAGCAGGUCAAGUGCUGCAUGGAGGAAGUGCGAGAGCAGCGCCCCGACUACCAGGACAUACCCAUAGUAGUGGCAGGAAAUAAAUUAGACAUGGCCAUGUACCGUCGAGAAGUUCGCGUAGAGGACGUAUCCGAGUGGCUCUUCUGUUCUCUCCCUAAACUGAGGGCAAAACUAAUGGAAUGCUCCGCCAAGGACAGCUACAAUGUCCGAGACAUAUUCAAGUGUUUCGUGACACUGGCCCGGAUUUUGCCACCCUCUGGGGAGGAAACACCACUGAAGAGGCGGUCCAGUGCGUACGUCAGGGGUGGGUCACGACGGGCCGCCAGCCCACAGACUCAGCCGGCCGAGCCGAGCACAAGCGGUGCCAUGCACGUAGAGCCCACCCGAGCCAAGCCCAGGAGCCGCAGCCUCAUCCGACGCAGUAGCCGCAAGGCCAAACAGCAGAUCCGUGAUGCUCACAAUGGUUCAGAUGACUGCACUGUGUCCUAGAGAGCUGUUGGCCACAAUUAUACAUUCGAUUUCAGGAUUCACUAUUUCCUGAUCAUCUUCUCACUUUACAAGCUCUUUUCCCCAGAAAAGUUAUUAUUAAUGUACUGAUGUGGAUGGUAAAGGCUUCCAAGAUACAACAAAUGCCCUCAGUUGGAUAUCUCGCUUUCUCAGUCUUAUUUCGUGAUUUUGCAAAAUAAACUCCUGUAAUACCGGCCUAAAGAAUCACUGAAUAAUACGGAUUGUUGCUUACUUGUUACAAACAAUACUGACUGCAAAAAUGGCAAAUAGGGUUUUAUAUUUUUCAAUAAUUUAUUCAUUCCUACAUUUAAAACAUAAAUUAGCUAAUUCCAUCAUUUUGUAAAUAAAUGCGUAUUUUUUGCUGCCGGUUUUUAUACAGCCAACAUAAAAAAUAACUAACAAAAUGUUUAUAUAGGGACUAAUCUUAAUAAAUUUUUAAUUUAAAAUUAAUAUGAACAGGAUUUCAUUUGUAUAUUAUGUUAUAGAUCAAUAAAAUUUGUUUCCUGUCCAAACCGGAUCCACAGUUUAAAACUUGCCUAGACAGGGUGUUCUCUAAAUAGUUGAAGAGUAAGAUAUAAUCGUUUUCAAAAAUGAAUUAUUGAUGGAUUUUAUACAUUUUUAUAGUCUUAGGAAUUUCAUAUUAAAAGUACAUCUUGAAACCAGGUGAGAGCUUUAAUAUAGUGCGCUAGAAGUAGUCUAGGAAUAGUUUAAAUAUUGUACGUUUAGUAACGUUUAUAUUUAUAUAAUAAAAUAAUAAAUGAUACCGAUUAUAUGACAUACAGAAUAAUUUACUAUGAUCAAGCUUAAUCAUAACCACAUGAUUAUGAAUAACACUAAACAUUGUAUUAUAUGUUAUUGCCAAUACCAUUUAACAGAAUUUAACCAAUUAUGGUAGUUUUUAUUAUUUCAUCAUAAUUUUAGUAAAAUUACUUGCAAACAUUUUGAGAACAGUUAAUUUUUAUGUAUUGGUAAACGUAUUGUAUUGAUUGUGUUUGUAAAAUCUUGUUGCUGAUGUAUUUCUUGAUCAUUCUGAUUUUCCAUAUUACUUUAAAUUUAAAAUAUCGUAUCAUUACACUUAUAUAUUUUUUUACAUGUUUAAAAUUAUUAACUAAAUGAAAUAUAUGCAUACAUGUACAAACGGUUUUAUUCAGAGCUACUCUUUUUAAAAUUUAUUUAAUUAUUUAGAUCUGUAAACGUAAAGCCUCUUUGUUCAUGACGCUAUGAAGUUAUUUUGCCUGACUGAGUCUAUAUACCAAUACACCAAGCUAGACAUACUAAAAAAGAUAAGAUGAAAAUUAUGUCUUAUACGCUAUUAGACUACCAAUUGUUGUAAUAUAUUGUAAUGUGUUUCUUGAUAAUUUGUACUUAAAUAUUUUCUAGUACUAUUCAAAAUAUAGUUUGCUGGCUAAAAAUAUUUCUUUGAAUGUUAAGCUUGUAUGUAAUUUUUUAUCCGUCCUUUUUAACUGCAAAUGACGUAAUAAAUAAUUGUAAAAUUUUAAGACAAGACCGCAUGCGUGUGUCUGUAAUAUUCCGUGUUAUUAUUUCUAUUGCAGCCUUAAAAGGGUCCCUUUAAUGUAGACGGUUAGUGUUUUCAUUAUGUAAAUACUAAACUUUUUGUUAAUUAAUCCGUAUAAUUGUGAAACAGAGGAAAUCAAUAAUGAAUUUCCGAGUAAUUUGCUGUUUUUUGUGUGUUAAUUGUAAAAUAUUUGUCUUAAAGGCCUGACUUUGUGUACUGAAUGUUAGGUUACUAUAUGGAUAUUUUCUCGACUAAGCGUACGUGUUUUUGUUCGGACGUUACUUAUUGAGUAAAGAUUUGCGUUCAGUGAAUUAAGUUAUCAUUAAGAGGCAUUUUUAACAAAUGUAACAGCAGAGAAUGUGAUAUAAAACUAUUACUAGAAACUCUGCAUGAGUGAGUGUGUUAGGGAUUUUUAUACAAAGCUCAAUAAUAGUUGUUUGCAUAAAACUUGGUGGUAAAUGUAGCAUAUUGAAAAAUGCUCUUUUUUGUAGGCUUCUGCAAUGUUUAACUCUAUAACGACUAUGAUUAAAACCUGUGGCUGGUUGUAUUUGACCAUGUGGCUUUAUACUUUAUAGUAGGUUAUAUACUUUUAUUGUCUAAUCAUUUAUAUUUGUAAUUACUUUCUCCAAUAUAAAUUACAUUGUAAUUGCGUGAAACAUAACAGUUUGUUUUAUUAUUUAAUUCAGUUAUAAAGAGAAAUGUUAAAGUUUGGUUUUCGAAAAGAUGAUUUUUAAAACGUUAGAAUUUAAUAACAAUUGUUUUAGCUGUCACCCAAAAACGAUUGGACAUAGAAAUAGGAUUAAAUGUGAAAGGAAAAUCUUCGUUAAAAACUUAUAAAGAGAGGUUCAUUAAACAAAAUUUUACCAAUUAUAUUAAUUUACCCUUAUUAAAUUAUUGAUUUUAGGAAGUAAGCAAAUAUUACAUACUAUUUAAUUAGGAAAUCUGUUCACAAUACAAUAUUUAGGGUUAAGGUAUAAUUUAGAAACUUCAUUGCUUUAGUAUUUAUGAUUAAAUAUGAAAUAAUACAGGUUAAAUGAUAAAUUGUGUUUGUUCUGUUAUUUUCAAUCACUAGGAUAUUAUUUAAUUUCACCAUAAUUAUUUUAUAUCAACCAAACCUUUAAAACAAUCUUCCGUUUGUCGUAGACAUGACAUUUGAAAACUUUAUUCAAAAGCUUAAUUCCUACAAAUUGUACCUUAAAUUGGAUGAAACCAUUGUAAACAGCUUUUCUUUAUGUGAUUUAAGCGGGUUGCGUUUUGUUUCUUUGUUAUAGCUAAUUCUUCGAUUAGGACACCUUAUCUGACUUACUCUGUAAAAGGAAUAUAUUUAUUUUGAUAUAUUAAUAAUUUAUAAAAACGGUACCGUUUACACGCAAACACAUUAUUAUUAAUAAGGGUUGAUAUUUUUAUAUUGAUACAUUUCCCCCAUACAAAAAAUAUACACAUUUGUCGGCCUCUAUAAAUCGAAUAUGUCACAUUAUAUUAAUUAUAAAAGUAAAAAUAUUUUGUAUCAACUAAACAAAUGGCCUUUUUUAAAAUACCGGGUAUAUAAUACAUAACGUAAGUUUCAUAGGUGUAGGCUAUACAAUAAAUUGAAAAACAAUUAAAUAUCUUAGUUACAUAAAUGAUACAUAUAUCAUUGUCUAAAUAUAUCCUGGCUCUAAAGACUAGAAUUUCAUAUUAAAAUGUAACAAAAGUAGUAAAUAUUACUUGCUAUAAAUACAUUAGCAAAAUAGUCUUUACAAAAGAGUAUUUUUGAGGAGAAAGGUAAUUUUACUGACGUUAUAGGGUUAAACAUCAAUACAAGUUGUGGAAUUUGAAUUAGUAUAUUUUAACCACAGUCUAUGUACGUAUGACUUAUGGGAUAUUGAACAAAAUGGACUUAUACCAUAAUGUCAUCAUUAUAUAUUUCAACAAAUCAGUUACCCUCAGUGUCAGACUUGAACUCUGGUCUAUGUUGUCAUGUAUCUCUGUGUUCAUGUCUUAGAUGUGUUCUCAAACUUCGACUCUUAAAUGGUUUGAGACAGUAAAUGUUGUAUUCAUGUGAACAUGAGGAGACUUGAACUCAUUAUAAGUAAUUAUAAUAUAACUGGUAAUACAAAACUGAGUUAUUGGUUCCAAUACAUUUUUUGUUGUAAGACCACGUUAUCUAUACAUUUUCGCUAUUUUAAUUUUGUCAAAAUCUAAUGUAAGUAAAUACUUAUAACUUGUUUUCAAAAUAAUCGCACUUUUUGUACCUAAUCAUUUGUUCCACUUUAUCAAGUAAGAACGAAGCCUUUGGUAGCCUGUAGGAUGUUAUAGUUGCUUAUGAUUAUUUAUUAAGUUUACGAUUACAUUUUUAUCACGGCUGGUAAUAGAGUUACGCAUGACAUUUUUGCAUUGAUUUAUGUUUAAAAGACCAUACGUAACUUUUAUUUUAGAUACUUUUAUAAUGUAUUUGCAGUAAAUGUACUUGCUUGAAUAAAAUUUUACUCCAAAUUAAAGAAAACAUAUUUUGGGGAGUAAAACUUUUCAAAUCAGAUGGUACUGAUAACACUAACAUAAAAUUGAGUUGUAAGAUUUAAAAACUAUUUUAUUUACUGUCGUGUAUAUUUAAAUUAUUGUGUAAUUAACACAUUUAUGAAUCCUUAAAUUAAAAUAAACUUAUUUUG
This is a messenger RNA of Homalodisca vitripennis (glassy-winged sharpshooter), 5070 nucleotides long. RefSeq names its product GTP-binding protein Di-Ras2. Bases 118 to 888 code for a protein of 256 amino acids. Gene Ontology annotation, molecular function: GTP binding; GTPase activity. The record is from RefSeq and is a predicted model, not a curated record. The transcript is spliced from 4 exons. Lineage: Eukaryota; Metazoa; Arthropoda; Insecta; Hemiptera; Cicadellidae.